Molecule: messenger RNA, 930 nt
Organism: Choloepus didactylus (southern two-toed sloth)
Lineage: Eukaryota; Metazoa; Chordata; Mammalia; Pilosa; Megalonychidae
Product: olfactory receptor 7A17-like
Exons: 1
Coding region: 1-930 (309 amino acids)
Biological process (GO): G protein-coupled receptor signaling pathway
Cellular component (GO): membrane
Molecular function (GO): olfactory receptor activity; G protein-coupled receptor activity
Source: RefSeq, a predicted model, not a curated record
AUGAAGACAGGAAAUGAAACACAAAUUUCAGAAUUUAUUCUUCUGGGAUUAUCAAAGGAUCCUGAAAUGCAGCCCUUCUUCUUUGGUCUCUUCUUGUCCAUGUACAUGACCACAGUCUUUGGGAACCUGCUCAUCAUCCUGGCCACCAUCACUGACUCCCACCUCCACACACCCAUGUACUUCUUCCUCUCCAACCUGUCCUUUAUAGACAUCUGUUUCACAUCCACCACCAUCCCAAAGUUGCUAUUGAACAUCCAGGUGCAGAGCAGAGUCAUAACCUAUGCAGGCUGCCUCACCCAGGUGUACUUUUUCACACUCUUUGUAGGGUUGGAUGACUGCCUCCUGACCGUGAUGGCCUAUGACCGCUUCAUGGCCAUCUGUCACCCCCUGCACUACACGGUCACCAUGAACCCCCGGUUCUGUGGACUGCUGGUUCUGGGGUCAUGGAUCAUUAUUUCUCUGCAUUCCUUGCUAGAAACAAUAAUGGUGCUUCAGCUCUCCUUUUGUACACGAUUGGAAAUCCCACACUUUUUCUGUGAACUUAAUCAGAUGGUACAACUUGCCUGUACUGACACCUUCAUCAAUGAUAUAGUAAUGUAUUUUGCAGCUGGGGUGUUGGGUGGGGGCCCCCUCGCUGGAAUCCUUUUCUCUUACUCUAAGAUUAUUUCCUCCAUACGUGCAAUCUCAUCAGCUCAGGGGAAGUAUAAAGCAUUUUCCACCUGUGCAUCUCACCUGUCGGUGGUCUCCUUAUUUUAUUGUACAAGCCUAGGUGUGUACCUAAGUUCUGCUGCUUCACACAACACACAAUCAAGUGCACCAGCCUCAGUGAUGUACACCAUUGUCACACCCAUGCUGAACCCCUUCAUCUACAGUCUGAGGAAUAAAGAUAUAAAGGAGGCUCUGAUAAAAUUCUUUGGAAAGAAGAAAUAA